Messenger RNA from Trematomus bernacchii (emerald rockcod), 744 nucleotides. RefSeq names its product coiled-coil domain-containing protein 106-like. Gene Ontology annotation, cellular component: nucleoplasm. The transcript is spliced from 5 exons. Bases 1 to 744 code for a protein of 247 amino acids. The record is from RefSeq and is a predicted model, not a curated record. NCBI's taxonomy places the organism in Eukaryota, Metazoa, Chordata, Actinopteri, Perciformes, Nototheniidae.
AUGGACUCGAGGAAAAGCAAGCGAAAGAAGAUGGGGCCCCGCAAGCGUUUAGUGUCUGAAUCGGCUAAAGAUUUGGCUGGUCAGCCUGAGGAAGAGCCAUGCAGCUCCCACACUGUGGCAAAGGAAACGGAUUUUUCUGCAGCUCCCACAGCCAUAGUAGCUCUGAAGCGCAGAAACCUUGACAACAAUGCCUUAAAAAUAAGGCUAGAUGCUUUAAAGGACAAAUUGUUAACUGUUGAAAGGGACAGGGACUAUCUGAGGAUACAGCUGGCUGAGGCUAUGGCCCUUCUAAAAAUGGCAUCAGUUAAGGCGCCAGUUACUUCGGAAGGUGAUCAAAUAGGGGCAGCCAACUCCUCUUCAUCCUCCACCUCCUCCAGUUCCUCCUGCUCCUCAUCCUCUUCGUCAGACAGAGGGAAGAAGAGGAAGAUCCUGACCCCAGAAUACGCCAUAACCCGCUACAAGCGUGUUCUUGAGGCGGUGAACAAGGGCAGCAACAAAACGGCGGCUUACAGAGCAGUAGGAGUGGACCGCAAGACCAUUGCCGACACUGCAUCAAUUGCAGAAUUGCAUGCUGUGAACCCGGGUAUCUUCCAAGAUAUCCGGGGAACACUGAAGAAGGGGGAAACCCUUCUCCGUUUCUCUGAGGUGUGUAAGUCUGCCAUCAAGGACAAACAUUUAGAGGGGAAGGUCCAGGAGUUAAAGAUGAAUGGAGGACUAUUAUCCAUUAAUCCAAAGGGGAAGUGA